AUGGCUCCUGUUACUUCAAAAGACCCCAGCCCAAGUGGCACGAGUCCUCUUCUGGUCAAAACUUCGGCACAGAGACGCCUAUACCCCCUCUUCUUCCACCCCCUUACCAGCGCCAUACUCGUCGUCUUCAUCAUCUGCGAAGCCUUCGUCCUCGGCGGCCUCUACUUCGUACGCUCCGACCAUCUCGUCAAGGUCGCCGCGGCGACGUACUUCCUCAACGGCAUCGUCUGCCUGUUGGAUUUAAUCGCGUUGAGCACGUGGUUCAUCGACGCCGCCGAGCGGAUCUGCACGGGCGGGGAGCGGGACGCGAGCGUGAGGCGGCGGGUGCGGAGGUACUGCUACGGGUCCUCGUCGGCUAGCGAUGUCACCAUCUCAGGCAUCGUCUUCGUGAUGAGACUCGCGUUUUGGCCGGCUUUCUCGGUUUACGAUGUACGGAACGGGUGCCGGAACGGGUUUGCCUGUAUCGGCGGAAAGCUGAAGCUGGAGGACUACGUUGAUCUGGAGCUUAUGGAGGAGUUGGUGAGGAGGGAUGAGAGAGUGAACGAAAGGGACGAGGGGCCUUUCCAUGUCACUACGGAGACGAAACAUGCCGAUGCUUGCGUCACUAAGGAUGAACAUUAG
Molecule: messenger RNA, 621 nt
Organism: Colletotrichum karsti
Lineage: Eukaryota; Fungi; Ascomycota; Sordariomycetes; Glomerellales; Glomerellaceae
Exons: 1
Coding region: 1-621 (206 amino acids)
Source: RefSeq, a predicted model, not a curated record